AUGGAUCGGUCCAAGGAGUGGUGGCAGAAGGCGGUGGUGGUGCCGGUGAGGCGCGCGUGGGUCGUCGUCGCCGCGCGCCUGCGUCGCAAGAAACAGCAUGAUGGCCGGGGCGGCGCGCUGGUGAAGCUCCACGACGACGUGCAGACGUGCGCGUACGAGGACGUGCAGGUCAUGUGGGAGAUGCUGCAGCGCUCCGAGACGGGGAAGAUGAUGGCCGGGGCGCCGCCGCCCAAGGGCUCCGCGCUCGUCUGGCUCGGCCCCCGCCGCCGCCACCACUCCAUCGACCUCCGCCCCCGGUGCUGA
Messenger RNA from Triticum turgidum subsp. durum (durum wheat), 303 nucleotides. NCBI's taxonomy places the organism in Eukaryota, Viridiplantae, Streptophyta, Magnoliopsida, Poales, Poaceae. The record is from the annotation of a GenBank genome assembly.